AUGUAAAAUCUUUAAUAUAAAAAGUUAUAUAAAGAAAUAGAAAUUAUUGGUAGAGGAACAUUUGGUAAAAAAUAUAUAUAUUUAUUAAAUAAUAUAGUAAACUAAAAUUAAAUAUAUAUUAUAAUUAAAGCUAAUAAUUUUAUUUAUAAAAAAUAUAAAACAAGGAUAUGCAACUCUAGUUUAAAAUUUUUAAAAUAAGCAUCUUUUUGUAGCUAAAAAGAUUAUUUUAGGAAGUUUAACUAAAAGUAAUAAGAAUUAUCUUUAUAAGAAGUUAUAUAAAUUAUUAUUUUUAAAAAAUAUAUUAAAAUAUAAUACUUUAUAAAGGCCUGUUUAUUAAAAGAAUUAAACCAUCCAAAUAUAGUAUCAUAUGUAGAAAGUUUUUAGGAAGACGAAUUAUUAAUUAUUAUAAUGGAAUAUUGCCAAGAAGGCGAUCUAUCAUACCAUAUAAAAAGAAAAAAAUAAAAAAAAGAAUAUUUUCCUGAAAAACUUAUAGCUCAUUGGUUCCUUUAAAUUGUAUUUUCUCUAAAAUAUAUACAUGAAAAAAAAAUAUUACAUAGAGAUAUAAAAACUUCAAAUAUUUUUCUAACAUCAAACGGUACUGUUAAAUUAGGUGAUUUUGGAAUUUCUAAAGUUUCUGAAAAUACAGAUUUAAUAGCUAAAACUGUAGUAGGAACACCUUACUAUAUGAGUCCAGAAGUGUGCGAAAGUAAAGCAUAUACAUGCAAGUCAGAUAUUUGGGCUUUAGGUUGUGUUCUAUAUGAAAUGUGUACGUUAUUGCAUGCUUUUGAAUCUGAUAAUUUGCUAGGAUUAAUAUAUAAAAUUGUAAAUGAAAAUAUUUAGGAUAUACCUUGUUUUUAUUCUAGAGAAUUAAAUUAAUUAAUAGGUUAAUUAUUAAAUAAAAAUGAAUAUUAAAGAUUAACUAUUUAGGAAAUUUUAAAUACUUAAUACAUAUAAAAAAUGUUUUAUGAAUUUGCAGAAGUAAAAGGUGAAAAUGAAAAUAAUUAAUUUAACAAUAAUAAUAAUUAUAUAAAAAAUAAUAUAAAUGUAGAAAAUAUAAAUGAUAAUAAAAAUGAAAUGGAUAGUAAAAAUAAUAAUAAUAUUGAUAAUAAUAAUAAUAAUAAUAAUAAUAAUAAUAAUAAUAAUAAUAAUAAUAAUAACAAUAACAAAAACAAAAACAAUUUUAAUAUUAAUAAUAAUUAAGAUAAUGAAGAAUAAAAUAUUUAAACUGUUAUUUAAUAAGAUUAAUUACAUUAGCAAAAUAAAAAUAGGAUUUAAUAAUAACUUCAUUAAUAAAAUGAAGAAAAAAAUAAAGACGAGAAUUAUAAUAGUACUGUUAGAAAAUCUGUUUAAAUUUAAGAAAAAAUAUAAAUAUAAAAUAAUAAUAUUUUCGCAUAAAAAUAAAAUAAUUUAUAUAAUUAUAGUGAGGAAAAUUAUAAUAAAUUGAACAAUACUAAUGUUUUUAAAAAAAAAAAAUGCAUAAAAAAUAAAUAAGAAUAAAAAUAAAAUGAUGUUUUAUCAAUAUAAUUAAAAAAAAUAAUAAUAAUAAAAAUAAUAAAAAUAAUAAUAAUAAUAAUAAUAAUAAUAAUAAUAAUAAUAAUAAUAAUAAUAAUAAUAAUCAUAAUACAAACAUAUAAAAAAAAAUAGUAUUGA
Molecule: messenger RNA, 1650 nt
Organism: Ichthyophthirius multifiliis
Lineage: Eukaryota; Ciliophora; Oligohymenophorea; Hymenostomatida
Product: protein kinase domain protein
Exons: 3
Biological process (GO): protein phosphorylation
Molecular function (GO): protein kinase activity; ATP binding
Source: RefSeq, a predicted model, not a curated record